UUUUCUUUAUAAUUUUCUUCUUUUCUUAUUUUGAUAGAUGUUAAGGACGCUUGGGCAGGAAAAGAAGUCCAUGUCCUCCUCUCCAAAAUAGGAGCAUACAAAUUAUAUUACUGGGACAUUCACAGAGUUGGUCCCGACAUGGAGUUGGAAAGCGAGGUAAUCAAUGCAUAUUUGGCAGUCAUAGUGCGUGAACACAAUCGCCAGAAUCCUGCAAAAGCAGCAUUCAUUGAUUCAUUUGCUAUGACUGCAAUGUGGCAAAAAAGGACUCAGAGACUCAAGGUAAGCAUUGGUAUUAUGAAUGUUAUGGAUUUUCCCUAAGAUUUCAAUAUAUUUCAAAUGUCAAAGCUAAAUGGAAAGCUAAUGCUUUCAAGAUUCCAAAUACAUCUAUUGUAAAUCUUUAUUUCACAUAUGUCAAGAGAUACUGUGCUUGAAACUGUUUAGUUGUAGGAAUCCACAUUUCUAAUAGAUUUUUAAUGUGCAAUUCAUAUUUGUAUCAAAUUAUUCCAUUUUAUUAUUCCAUUCAAUUUUAGAUUAAACCCCUGGAGUACGACAUUAUUCUGGGAAUUGUAAAUGAGCAUCAUCACUGGACACUUGUGGUCAUCUACCCACAAGAAAAAAAAAUCCUUGUACUUGGAUUCGCUGGGGGAGUCGAAGGAAGCAAUUAAAAAAUGUUUGAACACAACAAGGGCUUUCAUGCGAAAAAAAGGCUGCAACUUUUCAAGGUGGACAUGCGGUACUGUACAACACACACAACAAUCUGACAGUACAUCGUGUGGAGUCUUUGCACUGAAGUUUGCAGAAUGUCUGUUGCAAAAGGAAGACACCAGUUUUCCUGCCACGAAAGAGGCCAUAAACAGACACAGGCUAGAAAUUGCUGUUACUCUUCUCCUGGAAACUGAUGACCUGACAGACAGAUGCCACUUUUGUGGGGAACAGGAACAUGAGUCCGAUGUGAACUGGAUUCAGUGUGAUGUUUGUUUGCGGUGGUUCCACCAAAUGUGUGUUCAAGGCCCACCAGCAGAAGAGGAUUUUGUUUGUCUUGCUUGUUAAAGUCCUUAGCUGGAUGAAUAGUAUCUAGAGUUGUAAUUGUUAAAUAGUUGGACCAGUAUGUUAGUUGUGUUUGUUAUUUUUGUUAUUUAUCUUCAACUGGAUAUGCUUUUUUCGUAAAAACAAAUGGUGAUUGUGUAGUUAUUUAUAUAAGUUAUUGGUAAGCUGAGUACUUUUAAGAGACGUUGUUUUAACUGUAUAGUAUUAAAGUGUAUUUCCUUUUUUCUGCAA
This is a messenger RNA of Amphiprion ocellaris (clown anemonefish), 1278 nucleotides long. RefSeq names its product lysine-specific demethylase 5B-like. Gene Ontology annotation, biological process: proteolysis. The coding region runs from base 571 to 1050 and encodes 159 amino acids. The record is from RefSeq and is a predicted model, not a curated record. The transcript is spliced from 7 exons. Lineage: Eukaryota; Metazoa; Chordata; Actinopteri; Pomacentridae. Gene Ontology annotation, molecular function: cysteine-type peptidase activity.